Messenger RNA from Scheffersomyces amazonensis, 943 nucleotides. It is a transcript of the gene GTT13, whose product is annotated as Gtt13p. The record is from RefSeq and is a predicted model, not a curated record. The transcript has a single exon. NCBI's taxonomy places the organism in Eukaryota, Fungi, Ascomycota, Pichiomycetes, Serinales, Debaryomycetaceae. Bases 130 to 924 code for a protein of 264 amino acids.
AUAGAUAUAUAAGGAGAGGGAGAUCCUAGCUUAAGACAAAGACAAAGCCUUAUUGUUUAUCUCAGAACCUAUCUCAAAACCACCUACACAAACGUUCAAUUGCAUAUAGUUCAAGAAUUAUCCAACCAAAUGGCACCAGCUCAAGCAUUAAUGGAAGACAAAUUUAUCUUACAUUGGCUUGAUGAAUCCAGAUCUCAUCGGGUUUUAUGGUUACUCGAUCUACUUGAACUAGAUUAUGAAGUGAAGAUAUAUCUAAGGCAUCCAGAAACUUGGAGAGGUCCUAAAGAAUUAUUUAAUGCUCACCCUACCGGAAAAUCACCAAUAUUAGAUGUUUUCUUUGCUGAUGGUAGUGAACCAAUGAAAUUAGCAGAAACUGGAUUUAUAAUGCAAUUUCUUUUACGUAAUUAUGAUAUCAAGAAAAAGUUUACUCCCACAGAUCCAAGAGAUCAAUUAAGAGUCGAUUACUAUUUACAUUUUGCAGAAGGUUCGUUACAAAAUCUUUGGCUCACAUUACUUAUAAAUUCGGUUGCUAAAGAGGUUGCACCAUUUGGCCUCAAAAAUGUCACCAAAGUGAUAUCUAAGGGUCUAAAUAAUGGUUACUAUAUUCAUGAAUUUAGAUUAUUCAUAAGCUAUCUUGAGAAAGAGUUGGAGAAGGUAGGUACUGGUUACUUUGUAAGCGAUCAUUUGACUGGGGCAGAUAUCAUUUUAAGUUUCCCUAUUUACGAAAAUAUAUUCGAUAAUCUUGAAGGAGUUAGAGAAAUUACACGUGAGAAGAGAGAUAUGACCAAGUUAUUUCCACACUUGGCAGCUUGGUCUCAAAUGAUUCGUAAUGAUCCCUCAUAUCAAAGGGUAACUGCUUAUAUGGAAGAAAAGGUGGCUGAAUUAAUUCAAACAAAUCCUAAAUUUACUUAUCAACAUCGUUAAUAAUUGAGCCAAUAGUAAG